CAAUUUUUGGGGUUUUACAUUUUCCUUAUCAAAGAAACACCUGAAUCUGAAAAUGAUCACUACAGUACUACGUCGAUCUCUCCUUGAUGCGUCGAAGAGGAAUCUCUCCGCUUCGUUGACCUCAAUCAAUGCUGUUUUAUUUCACCACCUUGCUCCAGCCGCCGCUAGAGUCUCCGAUCUAUCUGUAAUUGGAUCUUCCGAUGUCAAGCCUGGGUUUUUAUCUGGUGUUAAAGCGAGGGAGUUUCAUUUUGAAUCUGGGCCGUUGGAGUUUAGAGCUUCGAUGGUUUCUUCUGCUGGGUUUGCGAUAUCUGAGAGUAGCGAGAGAAGGAUUAGUGAUUCGGAGAGUGAUGGGCUUGCGAUAUCUGAGCUUGGAAUAUCUCCGGAGAUUGUUAAAGCUUUGAGUAGCAAGGGUAUUGAGAAACUGUUUCCUAUUCAGAAAGCUGUGUUGGAGCCAGCUAUGGAGGGUCGAGAUAUGAUUGGUCGUGCUAGGACUGGAACGGGAAAGACACUUGCUUUUGGGAUUCCUAUCAUUGACAAAAUCAUUAAAUACAAUGCUAAACAUGGACGAGGGAGAAAUCCGCUUUGCUUGGUUUUGGCACCGACAAGGGAGCUUGCUCGCCAGGUUGAGAAGGAGUUUAGGGAAUCUGCUCCAAGUUUGGAUACUAUUUGUCUUUAUGGAGGUACACCGAUUGGACAGCAAAUGAGGCAGCUUGAUUAUGGUGUUGAUGUGGCGGUUGGAACUCCUGGUCGUGUUAUUGAUCUGAUGAAAAGGGGAGCUUUGAAUCUGUCAGAGGUUCAGUUUGUGGUUCUGGAUGAAGCUGAUCAGAUGCUUCAAGUUGGAUUUGCCGAGGAUGUUGAAAUAAUAUUGGAAAAGUUGCCUGAGAAACGUCAGAGUAUGAUGUUUUCUGCAACAAUGCCUAGUUGGAUCAGAUCUCUCACCAAGAAGUACCUGAAUAAUCCUUUGACAAUUGAUCUUGUUGGAGAUUCUGAUCAGAAACUCGCAGAUGGAAUUACAACGUAUUCUAUCAUAGCAGAUUCUUAUGGAAGAGCAUCCAUUAUUGGUCCUCUUGUAACGGAGCAUGCUAAAGGAGGAAAAUGCAUUGUUUUUACACAAACAAAACGAGAUGCUGAUCGCCUUUCAUAUGCAUUGGCGAGAAGCUUCAAAUGUGAAGCUUUACACGGUGAUAUAUCCCAGAGUCAGAGGGAAAGAACGCUUGCUGGUUUCCGAGAUGGGCAUUUCAAUAUUCUUGUUGCAACUGAUGUUGCUGCCCGUGGACUUGAUGUGCCUAAUGUCGAUUUGAUCAUUCACUAUGAGCUUCCUAAUAACACGGAGACAUUUGUUCAUCGAACCGGGCGAACGGGUCGUGCUGGAAAGAAAGGAAGUGCUAUUCUCAUCUACAGUCAAGAUCAAUCCAGGGCUGUAAAAAUAAUUGAGAGAGAAGUUGGGAGCAGAUUCACCGAGCUCCCUAGCAUUGCUGUGGAACGUGGAAGCGCAAGCAUGUUUGAAGGAAUAGGUUCUCGAUCCGGGGGGUCCUUUGGAGGAGGCAUGAGGGAUCGCGGUUCAAGCUUUGGUGGUCGUUCAGGCGGUGGCUAUGGUGGCAGCAGUGGUGGCUAUGGUGGUGGCCGUUCAGGCGGAUCAAGCAACCGUUAUUCUGGUGAUUCUGACCGUUCUGGUUUCGGGAGCUUCGGUAUGCGUUCUCCUGAAGGAUAUGGUUCAGAUCGUUCUUCCCAGUCAGGUGGAAGGAGCAGCUUUGGUGGUGGUCGUUCAGGUGAUUAUGGCCGCUCAGGCGGAUCAUCAAGCAACCAUUCCUCUGGUUUUGGUGACUUUGGUUCGGAUCGUUCAUCUCAGUCAGGUGGAAGGAGCAGCUUUGGUGGGUUUGGCUCAAACGAUGGGAAAAGAUCGUACUGAGAAGUGUUUUUGGACCCGAACCGGCAGUAAUUGGUUUGA
Molecule: messenger RNA, 1948 nt
Organism: Arabidopsis arenosa
Lineage: Eukaryota; Viridiplantae; Streptophyta; Magnoliopsida; Brassicales; Brassicaceae
Source: the annotation of a GenBank genome assembly